Molecule: messenger RNA, 372 nt
Organism: Symbiodinium sp. CCMP2592
Lineage: Eukaryota; Dinophyceae; Suessiales; Symbiodiniaceae
Source: the annotation of a GenBank genome assembly
AUGGCCUCAGCUGACAUGGUUCUCUGUCCUCUGCACGGCUGCAACAAGGUUCCGCGUCGGGCUCUGUGGUGGAAGCAGCAAGAUUCGCUUGAGAAACAAAUUUAUGAUCUUGCAAUGGAGUUUCUUUGUCAGGAACUUCGUCUGCUUUCAGUGGGCCACAGAACAGAACUGCAGAACAAAUUUGGCAUACGUUGGCAGAAGGAAGGAGCCUACGUGGUAUGGCAACAGGCCUGGCUCUGGCUUGAAAAUGAACACAAACCAGAGUUCAUUCGACGAACCUUUUCGGUCAACAUGGAGUUUGCCAAAAGCGUUCUGGACGGGGCUUAUGCUGCAGAUAUUGGUUGCUCGGUUUGUCUGGAUAGGUUGGACUGA